UAGACACGUGCAGCUUUCUGUGCCUGCGGAGCUCAGAUCCACUGGUUGGGGACCUCUCUCCAAGUCACCAUGCCACCCCCGGCAGACAUUGUCAAGGUGGCCAUCGAGUGGCCGGGCGCCUACCCCAAACUUAUGGAGAUCGACCAGAAAAAGCCACUGACAGCAAUAAUAAAGGAAGUCUGUGAUGGGUGGUCGCUUGCCAAUCAUGAAUAUUUUGCGCUGCAGCAUGCUGACAGUUCAAACUUCUAUAUCACAGAAAAGAAUCGCAAUGAAAUAAAGAACGGCACUAUCCUUCGACUCACCACAUCACCGGCACAAAAUGCCCAGCAGCUCCACGAGAGGAUCCAGUCGUCGAGCAUGGACGCCAAGCUGGAGGCCCUGAAAGACUUGGCCAGCCUCUCGCGGGACAUCACGUUUGCCCAGGAGUUCAUAAACCUGGACGGAAUCUCCCUGCUCACACAGAUGGUGGAAAGCGGCACCGAACGGUACCAGAAAUUGCAGAAGAUCAUGAAACCCUGCUUUGGAGACAUGCUGUCCUUCACCCUGACGGCCUUCGUUGAGUUGAUGGAUCAUGGUAUCGUGUCCUGGGAUACAUUUUCAGUGGCAUUCAUUAAGAAGAUUGCAAGUUUUGUGAACAAGUCAGCUAUAGACACCUCCAUCCUGCAGCGGUCCUUGGCCAUUUUGGAGUCGAUGGUGCUCAACAGCCAUGACCUCUACCAGAAGGUGGCACAGGAGAUCACCAUUGGCCAACUCAUCCCACACCUUCAGGGAACAGACCAGGAAAUCCAGACCUAUACCAUUGCGGUGAUCAACGCUCUGUUCCUCAAGGCCCCAGAUGAGAAAAGGCAGAUCGGUGCAGAGAGCAGUGUGGACAUCCUUGAGUGUCCUCUGACUGAGAUGGCGAAUAUUUUGGCUCAGAAACAGCUUCGUUCCAUCAUCUUAACACAUGUCAUCCGGGCUCAGAGGGCCAUCAACAAUGAAAUGGCGCACCAGCUGUACGUGUUGCAGGUCCUCACCUUCAACUUACUGGAGGACAGGAUGAUGACCAAGAUGGACCCACAGGACCAGGCUCAGAGGGACAUCAUCUUUGAACUUCGAAGAAUUGCUUUUGAUGCAGAGUCUGAACCCAAUAAUAGCAGUGGCAGCAUGGAGAAGCGCAAGUCCAUGUACACGCGGGACUAUAAGAAACUUGGCUUUAUUAAUCAUGUCAAUCCUGCCAUGGACUUUACUCAGACGCCCCCUGGGAUGUUAGCCCUGGACAACAUGCUGUAUUUUGCCAAGCACCAUCAAGAUGCCUACACUCGGAUUGUGCUGGAGAACAGUAGCCGGGAAGAUAAACAUGAGUGUCCCUUUGGCCGCAGCAGCAUAGAGCUGACCAAGAUGCUGUGUGAGAUCCUGAAAGUGGGCGAAUUGCCUAGUGAGACCAGCAACGACUUCCACCCAAUGUUCUUCACCAAUGACAGAUCAUUUGAAGAGUUUUUCUGUAUCUGCAUCCAGCUUCUGAACAAGACAUGGAAGGAAAUGAGGGCAACUUCUGAAGACUUCAACAAGGUAAUGCAGGUGGUGAAGGAGCAGGUCAUGAGAGCUCUUACAACAAAGCCUAGCUCCCUGGACCAGUUCAAGAGCAAACUGCAAAACCUGAGCUACACUGAGAUUCUGAAAAUCCGUCAGUCUGAAAGGAUGAACCAGGAAGAUUUCCAGUCUCGCCCGAUUUUGGAACUAAAGGAGAAGAUUCAGCCAGAAAUCUUGGAGCUAAUUAAACAACAACGUCUAAAUCGUCUUGUGGAAGGGACCUGUUUUAGAAAGCUCAACAGCCGGCGAAGGCAAGACAAGUUUUGGUAUUGUCGGCUUUCACCGAACCACAAGGUCCUGCAUUAUGGAGACUUGGAAGAAAGCCCCCAGGGAGAAGUGCCGCAGGAUUCCCUGCAGGACAAAUUACCGGUGGCAGAUAUCAAAGCUGUGGUGACGGGAAAGGACUGCCCUCAUAUGAAGGAGAAAGGUGCUCUUAAGCAAAACAAGGAGGUGCUUGACCUUGCUUUCUCCAUCUUGUAUGACUCGAACUGCCAGCUGAAUUUCAUCGCUCCUGACAAGCAUGAGUACUGUAUCUGGACAGAUGGACUGAAUGCACUGUUGGGGAAAGACAUGCUAAGUGACCUGACCCGGAAUGACUUAGAUACCCUGCUCAGCAUGGAAAUCAAGCUCCGCCUUCUAGACCUAGAAAACAUUCAGAUUCCAGAUGCACCUCCACCAAUCCCAAAGGAGCCAAGCAACUAUGACUUUGUCUACGACUGUAACUGAAGGGGCAGGAAGUACACCCUUCCAUACUGGAAAAUCUAGCAAACGAGAGAUGAAUGAGAACAGACCCACACUUGGGAAUCUUCUGGGAUAGAGGAAUGUGUGGGUCAUCAUUUGCUUUGGCCUGGCUUCUCGCCCUGGUAUUUUCAUGCCCCAACCUGGCAUUGUGCUCACUGAUCUGGCUCUGUUUCUAGACUCCAUUGCUUUAGAUCACUUCCUAUUCCUGCAGUCUAUUAGUGGGUCAAGAACAAACCCCACUACCAAUAACAGAGCCAAAGGGCCCUUUCAUCACAUAUUUCCUUCCUGGAGUAGAAAAUCCAGCACACCAAACUGUCCCCAAAACUUGCCUGCCAGACCCAGAGGAGUAUACCCAGAUCUGAGUUUAGACAAAAUGGCCUAGCUGCUUGAAAAGACCAAACACCACCUUCCUCACUGCCCUUCUCUCUAAAGUCAGCUAACACCACCAAUUACUUGUGAAUUAAAAACUGCUUUCCAAGCUCCUCUUCCUCUCUCCCUGCCUUUGCUUUGUCCCAGAUUUCUCUGAUCCAAGAAUAGUUGCAGCUUCACUUUGUUGCUCACAAAACACUGGGUCUCCCUGACCUAGUACACAGGUCCGACACCCACCUAACACCUGCUCUAGCACCAUGACUGAUCUUUCCUCACAAACAAGUCUUGAAUCUCCUAACCCUAGCUCAGCCCAGAUCCUCAUUCUUCAUUCCAUACUUUUCCCAGCCCCUUAGCAGAAAGCACAAAUGGUAGAAUCAGUCAUCACACUCCAUCUUUGAUCUACUAAGCCUAAAUGCCUCUGUGGUAGGCCAUUGUUGGCUGAGGAUUUGGUGUUACCUUCUCUUGGAGGAUUUUUGCUGUCACACGUGCUCCACAGAAGGGUUAAGUCAUCAGACUUCCAAGUUUACAUCAUUGCUGUUCCUACAGGUAUUGACAAUUUGCAGGGGUUUGGGGUUUUUUUUUUUUUUUUUUGGCUUUGUUUUUGUACAAAAGAGUCUAACAUUUUUUUGCCAAACAGAUAUAUAUUUAAUGAAAAGAAGAGAUACAAAUACGUGUGUGAUUUUCAGGUUUUUUUAAUUAUUUUAAUCCUAAACAUUGUCCUGAGAAUAACAUUCCCUUGAACAUGCUAUGGAAUAAAAUUAAUUGUGAUGA
This is a messenger RNA of Suncus etruscus (white-toothed pygmy shrew), 3453 nucleotides long. It is a transcript of the gene ELMO1, whose product is annotated as engulfment and cell motility 1. The record is from RefSeq and is a predicted model, not a curated record. The coding region runs from base 70 to 2298 and encodes 742 amino acids. Gene Ontology annotation, biological process: actin filament organization; cell motility. The transcript is spliced from 22 exons. NCBI's taxonomy places the organism in Eukaryota, Metazoa, Chordata, Mammalia, Eulipotyphla, Soricidae. Gene Ontology annotation, cellular component: guanyl-nucleotide exchange factor complex; plasma membrane.